CACACACACACACGCUUUCAGAUCCGCGCAUCUUCAUCUGUGCCGUCCUGCCAUGUCGCUUUAUCUUCCUCCUUCCUGAACAUCCUGAAACCAGCACAUUGAAUUGAAGAUCAACAGAACCAAACUGUCCGCAUCGACACAAUGAACUUUACACCCCUCCUUUCAUUCUACCUUAUCCUGCAGAGCAUUAGAGAUGUGUUGGCAGGGCAGUGCUGGCAGGGCCCAACAUAUUCUGAGACAGUAGUGUCUCCCGACCUGCGGAGCAGCAGUAUUCUGAGAGUUCCCGAGGUACUGACCCUGGCCCAGUGUAUAGGUGCCUGUUGUGAUCUUUCAGGCUGUGACCUGGCCUGGUUCUUUGAGAGACGUUGCUACAUCCUCAGCUGCGAGCAAAAAGAAAACUGCCAGGCCAAAAAGAGGCCUGGCACAGACUCAUGGUUGACUUUCCUACAGCGCCGGCGCCCACAGACUCUGGUUUUGCAGUCCCUGGUACGAGGUGAGCCUUAUGCCAGCAUUGGGCGACUAUUGCCCAGACACCGUGGCCCAGAGAACCCUCUGAAGGACCUGGCUUUGCUGGACGAUAUUCAAGAUUUGGACAACAACAAUGCAAUGGAAUAUGAUGACAGUUACAGGACUAUGGGGGAUGACAUGAGUGAAGAGAGGACUGCCUCAAAGAUGGAACUGGAGAAGAGUCUUGACUGGCCCCUUGAGGAAAGAGAUGGAUUUAACAUUUCAGAGAUGGAGGAAGGCAAAAUAAAACUACCUGUAAUGGAGAGCACUGAGAGCAGCCAGGUCACUUCCAGCUCAUCUCCAACAUUGACACUUGUAAGCAGAACACCUCCCAGUUCAGCAGAACCCACAUGGAGUCCUACGGCCUUGACUUCACCUGCUUUAAAUGAUAGGGAAGACCAAUUUAACAUCUCUUUUACCAAUUUGGACCCAACACCCAUGCCACAGGUGAUAAGUGCAGGUUCGUCGGAACUGAGCCCAGUUGGCAGUUCUUUCCCAUCUGCACCUAACAUGGAAGCCACGACCCCCAGCACCUUAACACUUCCAGUAGAAGCCUUGGUUGUGUCUGUUGGAGAUGUUGGUGAUAUAACACUUCCUGAGAAUGCAGUAGUUCUAACUGCUUCUGUGGAUACCCAAACUGAAACUGAGAACCCUUAUACAUAUGAAUGGAGUUUUGUUAGUGCACCAACUGGACACCCUGGAGUGAUAGAUGGAAAACAUAAGAAAACUGUAAAAGUCUCUGAGCUGUCUGCGGGGGUGUACAGGGUCAAAAUAAGUGUGUCUGGGAAGCAGGCCUAUGGAGAACAUUCUGUAAACUUCACCGUGCAUCCUGCAGUUAAGCUGAAUAGGCCACCAAAAUCAGUUGCUCUGCCCAAACACCAGGAUGUAUCUCCAUCUGUUAACACCAUCAUCUUCAUCAAUGGCAGCCAGAGUUCUGAUGAUUCAGGAAUAGUCAGUUACCUGUGGGAGCAGGUAGAAGGACCACUGAUAAACAGUGAUAGUCUCAUGAACAACUCUGUACUCACACUGCAGAACAUCUCUCCUGGAGACUACACAUUUAGGCUGACGGUGGUAGAUUCUGAGGGACUAAGUGACUCUGCCACUGCCACUGUGAGAGUCAGCAGUGUGGAAGACAAGCCUCCGGUGGCAGUAGCAGGUACUGAACAGGUCAUCAGGCUUCCUUUGAAUCACCUGACUUUGUGGGCCAAUCAGAGCACAGACGAUCAUGCCAUCAGGAGCUUUCUAUGGCGCCUUCUGUCUAGCAGUCCGGCCAAAUCUGUAACGAUGCAGGGUGCCAGAUCUCCAGCUCUGCAGCUCUCUGAUCUCCAGGAGGGUCAAUACACUUUCCAGCUUACUGUCACAGACUCCAGCGGUCAACAGGAUUCAGAUACAGUUUCAGUCACUGUACUUGCUGACAACAGAGCUCCUGUAGCUGUGGCAGGCCCUGACAGAGAACUCAUUCUUCCAAUGAGCAGCCUUACACUGAAUGCCAGUGACAGCACUGAUGACCAAGCCAUCACCAGCUACCAGUGGGAAAUCAUCAGUGGCCCUCCUGGAUCAGAGAUAAAGAAUGCCAGCACAGCAGUUGCACUGGUGUCAGGCUUGCAAGCUGGAAGUUACAAGUUUAAGCUGGAGGUGCGGGAUGAGCAGGGAGCGUCUGACAGUACUGUUCUUACAGUUACAGUCAAAGAAGCUGAAAGCCUACCUCUCAUCGCCCAUGCAAGUGGGAGCCACACUCUUACCUUACCCAAUAAUUCUCUGGUGCUUAAAGGCUCUGCAUCUAACUGUGGCUCUUCAAACUUGUCUUUCUUCUGGGUCAGAGACGAGCAGAGUCCAGCUGCAGGGGACAUUUUGUUUGGUUCAGAACAUGAGGCCUCUUUGUACCUGGCCAACCUUGUAGAGGGUACUUACUUGUUCCAGCUGCGAGUCAGUGAUGCUCAGGGUCGCUCCAGUACUGCAAUGGCAACGCUGGAAGUCCGUCCCGAUGUGCGUGAGCGGGAGGAGGUGGAGUUGGAGCUGCAGGUCCCCUUAGCUCAGGUUAGUCAGCAGCAGAAGGAGUCAGUGGUGAGGCAGCUUGCUGCGCUACUACAUGUGCUGGAUGCAGACAUCACUAUGAAAGGACUGCAUGGCCAGUCUGAUAUCAGCACCGUUUUUAGGUUCUCAGUGCAGGGCCCUGAUGGGAUCAUUCCCGCCCCAAAACUGGCUCGUCUUCUGAAGUACCAGCUUCUGAAGGAGAAAACAGAUUAUCUGCUCUUUAAAGUUCUGAGAGUCGACACCGUCAUGUGUUUACUGCUCUGUUCUGGUCAUGGUCAAUGUGACCCUGUCACUCGAAGUUGUUCCUGUGAUCCUCUGUGGAUGGAGAACCCCUUUAGAUACUUCCUUGAUGAUGAGAGCAACUGUGAUUGGAGUGUUCUGUAUGUCACAGUCUGCUGUGUGUUGGUGAUCAUUUUUCUGGUGUCGUCAAGCUGGGCCUGGUGUAAAAGGAGCAGACGCACAAAAGUGAGAAAGAAAACCAAGUACACAAUACUGGACAAUAUGGAUGAACAGGAGAGAAUGGAAUUACAGCCAAAAUACAAUAUCAAGCACAGGAGCACCGAGCACAACUCCAGCCUGAUGAUGUCAGAGUCUGAAAUUGAUAGCGAGCAGGACACUAUCUUCAGUUACGAGAGGACGGACAGAGCCAGAAACCGCAGUAACGGUGCCAUGAUGAACGGAGACACGUACAGUCUACGGCCCGUGGAAGGUUGAGACUUUUCUUCGAAGAGAACUGCAUUGCACAGUGCUACUUUAGAAUCUUUGCAGGUUACAGAGACUUGCUGAAUGUUAUCACUGUUAUGACGUUUCUGAAGAGCACAGACGUUUGAAUGUGUAAAUAGUCUUUGUCAUUAUGCAAAGCAUAUUAUUUGCUUAAUUUAUUUUGCAUAAUUUAAUACCAGUGGGGAAACACCAAAAGCAACAAAUGAUUUUUAGGGAUUUUAUUGCACGGUUUGAUGUUGAACAGCAUCCCAUUGCUGUCAAAUUCAUUUAUCUAUUUCUAACUAAAUUACCUCCAUAGAAUAUGACAUGAAUUUUACAAUUGUGUUACACUGAUGGCUUCAGAGCAAAACAACAACCCAAAAAUCCAAGUAAGUCACUUACCUGAAACACUAAAUCAUGUUUGUGAGCAAAUUGGACCCUACAUUUGAAUGUAAUUGUAUCUGGUUGGUAGCAGUGGGUCCCAUGACUAGCCUGGUGCAGUGAGUUUGAAUUUUUAAUUCAGAUAUGAUCAGUAAAUGGAGAGAUUUGGCCCCUUUUGUUUUACCAACCAGUUACAAAGUUUUUCUGUAUCAGGUUUUAACCACAUAUCUCAGGACCCAGGAGCCAAAAACCCAAGGGAAUUCUUACUUAAAUCCCCACCUUGUAAUUUCUAUUAAUUUCCUUUCCAUAUAUAAGUAGGGGCAGCACGAGUGGCCGGUUAAUUGGUGGUUAGUGCUGCCACCUCAAAUCUCCAGGGAAUGGGGGAUUGACUCUCACCUCUGGUCAGAUGUUCUGUGUGCAUGGAUUUUCCCCUCAUGCUUAAUUUAUGAGUUUUCUCCCACAGUCCAAAGACAUGCAGUUCAGGCUGAUUGGAUUUUUCCAAAUCACCUGUAUUAUAUGAUGUGACUGUGGGUUGCCAAAGAUUGAGGUGCCGGUCAAUGUAAUAAGCAUGAAGCCAUAGGUCACUGCAGCCAACCAUUGCUUUGUGAUGUCAGUUUAGAUGGGUUGAUGAUUGUAAAUCAGUAGUCCCUAGGCAAACAGUUGCCUCUUAAUUCUCUCUAUAACCUAUGCUUCUAUGUUUCAGGUGAUGCCAUUAUUUUAUAUUAUUUAAUAUUUUCAUAUUUUAAUUAAUGAUUUAGACUAUGGUGAAAGCAGCUGCUCUAAAUACUUUACAUAAACCCAAUUUAAGCUCAACCCCAUUAAAAAAAAACAAAA
Molecule: messenger RNA, 4458 nt
Organism: Clarias gariepinus (North African catfish)
Lineage: Eukaryota; Metazoa; Chordata; Actinopteri; Siluriformes; Clariidae
Product: KIAA0319 ortholog
Exons: 21
Coding region: 142-3255 (1037 amino acids)
Cellular component (GO): plasma membrane; cytoplasmic vesicle
Source: RefSeq, a predicted model, not a curated record